Myotis davidii is the source of this 1512-nucleotide messenger RNA. RefSeq names its product G protein-coupled receptor 68 (gene GPR68). Gene Ontology annotation, cellular component: membrane. The record is from RefSeq and is a predicted model, not a curated record. Gene Ontology annotation, molecular function: G protein-coupled receptor activity. Gene Ontology annotation, biological process: cellular response to pH; G protein-coupled receptor signaling pathway. Bases 337 to 1425 code for a protein of 362 amino acids. The transcript has 2 exons. NCBI's taxonomy places the organism in Eukaryota, Metazoa, Chordata, Mammalia, Chiroptera, Vespertilionidae.
AACAGGAGGGGCCUUCACUGAGUGGCUACCGGUGUGCUGACGCUGAGGCCUCGGAGGGAAAGGGUAUAGAAGGGCUGCUUCGUGCGCUCUCCUCCCAGCUUCUCACCAAGGGGUUCUGAAUGUGGCUGGAGAAGGACCCCAGGCACUCCCUCCGCAGCCGGGCCCAGUCUGAGCUCACCCAGCAGCUCCGGAGCCGGUCCCGGGGACAGGAUGGAAGCGCUGUACCUCCAGGACAGAAGCUCACCCACUGCCAAGGAGGGGCAGCCUGUGAAGGCCAUGGCGGCAGAGAGGCCCACUUCCUGAGCCAGGAGGGGUGAGGCCCCCGCAGGCCCAAAGAUGGGGAACAUCACUGCGGACACCUCCCGCCCGAACUGUACCAUCGACCACACCAUCCACCAGACGCUGGCCCCCGUGGUCUAUGUCACCGUGCUGGUGGUGGGCUUCCCGGCCAACUGCCUGUCCCUCUACUUCGGCUACCUGCAGAUCAAGGCGCGGAACGAGCUGGGUGUGUACCUGUUCAACCUGACCGUGGCCGACCUCUUCUACAUCUGCUCGCUGCCCUUCUGGCUGCAGUACGUGCUGCAGCACGACAACUGGUCGUACGACGACCUGUCCUGCCAGGUGUGCGGCAUCCUCCUCUACGAGAACAUCUACAUCAGCGUGGGCUUCCUCUGCUGCAUCUCCAUCGACCGCUACCUGGCCGUGGCCCAUCCCUUCCGCUUCCACCAGUUCCGCACCCUGAAGGCAGCCGUGGGCGUCAGCGUGGUCAUCUGGGCCAAGGAGCUGCUGGCCAGCGUGUACUUCCUCCUGCACACGGAGGUGGUGGAGGACGCGGACCAGCACCGCGUCUGCUUCGAGCACUACCCGCUGGAGCCCUGGCAGCGCCACAUCAACUACUACCGCUUCCUGGUGGGCUUCCUCUUCCCGCUCUGCCUGCUGCUGGCCGCCUACCGGGGCAUCCUGCGGGCCGUGCGCCGCAGCCACGGCACCCAGCAGAGCCGCAAGGACCAGAUCCAGCGGCUGGUGCUCAGCACCGUGGUCAUCUUCCUGGCCUGCUUCCUGCCCUACCACGUGCUGCUGCUCGUGCGCAGCCUCUGGGAGUCCAGCUGCCAGUUCGCCCAGAGCGCCUUCAACGCCUACCACUUCUCCCUGCUGCUCACCACCUUCAACUGCGUGGCCGACCCCGUGCUGUACUGCUUCGUCAGCGAGACCACCCACCGGGACAUGGCCCGCCUGCGCGCCGCCUGCCGCGCCCUCCUCACCUGCGCCAGGACCCGCGGGCCCCGGGAGGCCUACCCGCUGGGCACCCCCGAAGCCUCUGGGGUGAAAAGCGAGGAGCCCGAGUUGUUACGGAAGCUCCAGUCGACCUUCCAGACCCCUAACUCGCCUAAAGGGGAAGGGCUGCCCCCCGCUGGGCUGGCCUAGCCAGAGGCACCCAGGUGUGGGGUGAAGUGAGGUCUGAGCUUGCUGGCCGGCUGCCUGGCGACGCUUUGCCAAGCGCCGGCGCCUCUU